Gymnodraco acuticeps is the source of this 681-nucleotide messenger RNA. RefSeq lists its product as uncharacterized. The record is from RefSeq and is a predicted model, not a curated record. NCBI's taxonomy places the organism in Eukaryota, Metazoa, Chordata, Actinopteri, Perciformes, Bathydraconidae. The transcript is spliced from 4 exons. Bases 14 to 655 code for a protein of 213 amino acids.
GAGCGCCUACUACAUGGCACCACAGGGUCUGAAUGUAGUGAACUUGGCAGCUGCUUGUCCCAAAGGUGGCGUCCUCUUCACCGAGGAUAUGAUUUCUUGGCACGUACCUCGCCGUGUGACUCCUCUGUUGGACGGCAGAAUUACAGUCUCAGAAAUGCACAUGGGAAUCAACGGGCAGAGGCUUGAUAGAUCUCAGAUGGCCGCACGGGGGUACACACUGAGCACCACAGACUUCCACAUCGUCGUCGAGAUCCCAGUGGGCUCGCCUGAUGGUUACUACAAGAGCCAUGCCCCAGAUUACCAGUACCACAUCACCUACUUUGUGGAGCCCAUGCUUGAGGUACUGUGGAGAGAAGAUGACACCCAAGAUGAUACCAGAUACAAGGUUUUGUUCCCCAUCAUGACCCCUCUGAUGCCUCAAUCUCCCCAAAUCCAGGAUGACACUGUCCCAGAGACUCGGGUGUUCAGCGUUCUCUUGGGAACCUUCCUCCAUGACGUUGAGCUGAGGAACAUCACCUUCUCCAUCGGGGUCCUCACUGUUGAGGAGAGCAAUGCCAAAGGCUUCACAGUCCAGGAACACAGCUUGGCUAAUGGCUCCAAGAGCUUCUCUCUUCAAGUGCCCUUUGAUGCCGAUGUUGUCUUAAAACAUGUAUGACAUUAUAGAUUCAAAAUAUCACUUUG